AUGUUUUCUCAAGUCCUGGACAGUGGAAAUGCUUCUGACACCUUCUCAGCCGCAAAUAGGUUGAAGCAGGGCAGAGGAAUGCGUCGUAUCCUGUUCAGCAUGAUGUCCUCAGCUGGAUUGGCCAAGAUGAACGCAGACCAAGAAAAGACUGGCUUCGACAUACAACACAGAUGUUUGAUCUACUCAGCCUGUGUCUUCACCUCAGCAGCCCUGAUGUCGGCUUAUGUAGCAGCAGUUGCUUUGCACCACGUCCUCGCAUUAAGGGCAGAAAUCUCUUCGAUGAGGGAGGAGCUGGAGACCUACAAAUUCCAACUAGACCAUUUAGCUAAAGGGACCAAGGGGCUAGCAGUGAACGGGAGCAGCACAGUCAAUCAGGUCAGUGAAUUUCUGACAACAAAGUUGCACAGCGGUGAGAAAUUAAGUGAUGGAGAAGUGAAAUUUCGAAGCAGAAGGUCACUUCCUGAGCAAACCCAGCGGUCGUUUGUGCAACUGAUUGCAACAAAUGACCAAAGGCCAGUCGUGAGAGCCAGCAAUUGUCAAAGAUGCAUCCCAGGGAGGCAUCAACAAACCUGUCGAGUUGAACGAAGAUCUGUUUUGAACCAGAACCAGGCAGAGGAGACAAUUGUCCCAUGGAUUCUUAGCUUGAGAAGAGGAAAUGCUCUCGACAAAAAAGAGAACAAGAUCUCUGUGAAAGAAGCUGGUUUCUUUCUGAUUUAUAGUCAAGUGUGGUAUAAGGACAAUAUCUUUACAAUGGGACAUUUCAUUAAAAGAAUCAAGGCCAACAUUGUUGGCAACGAGCCACAGACCUCAAUUCUAUUUCGAUGCAUCCAAAACAUGCCUGCCUGUUGUCCAAAUAAUUCUUGCUUCACUGCUGGUGUCGCAAAGCUUGAAGUAGGGGAUGAGCUUGAACUUGUAAUACCACGACUGCAAGCCCAUGUUGCAUUAAAUGGAGAUGGGACAUUCUUUGGAGCGAUACAACUGAUAUAAAUGUGGUCCAAAGCAUUCAAGGCAAAGUAACUCAGAAUGUCAGGAGAAAGCUCUGCCAAUAGUGAUUCCUUCUUAGCUCGUGUAGACAAAUGGCCCUAAGUUUUUCUUCGCUUUGGAAAAAUCAAACAAAUUUCACCUUUGAUUACACAAACAGGAGAACAAAACAAACAGUUGAAAAUAGAACGGCAGUUACUAUCUUCACAAUGUUUCAGCUGUUGUCUGCAAAGCACAGUUGAAGGGAAUUGUCAUUGGAUUUGAAUAGAGUAAUCUCACCCAAUGUGCCAUCCCGUUUUGCAUUUGGAGGAAAUUGAGUAUACAUGAUUCAGAGAAGUUAGUCCAGAAUUUGCCAAACCACAAGAAGCUAAGAUGCAAGGCAACAUCCUGUAUCUCUAUGGUUUGCAGUAGCUAAAUUACGGACAUCUCACCGAAGGAAGCUCACAGCCUGCAAGAAGCAAAGCCUAUCUGAGAAAUAGGAUGAGCCAAAUAAAUGCUGGAGGAAGACACCCAUGAAGAUUCAACAUAGCCAAAGUGCUGCCAGUGAAGAACAGCGGUAUACAUCCAGUGAGGGAAAUACGUCUGAUGACAAAGUCAGAAUGAGAAUAUAAUGAAAAUGCCAGAGUCAAAGCCCCCUCACACAGAUGGAAUUACAGGACAUGAGAGCAUUAGAAGCUACUCCUGGAGAAUGGAGAGUGUCGACAAUAAGGGCCAGAGGACAUCAACAGAAUCCAGGCUGAAUAAGUCCACAACCUCAACUCUUGGGCAUUGACUAUGGUCAGCAGAGAGGAACUGAUGAUAUACACAUUGCAACAAGAUAAUUUGGAAGCCAGUCAAGUAAUACAUAAGCAUAGUUUAAAGAAAAAGGUCAGUAUUUUCUUAAUAUCAGUGCACCACGGCGCUAAUAUAGUGUGGCAGUAUCGCAACUGAGGUUUAAAUCUUAACUUGUGUGCAUCAAAAUUCUUCCUUCAAACUGCAGGGAGAGACAAUAGUGACUGCGACUACUGACUGUAUUUGAUGGAUAUUAAAACAGGCUAAAUUAACAAUGUCAGUAGUAUUUCACUGUGUAAUAUACUAGAGUAUCCCUUUCUAUGUCUGAAAAUUGCUGACUUCCUACAGCAAGAUCGUUUUGAGACUUGAGUGUUUCAGAGAUGCACCUUCCAUCGUACAGGACAACAUGUUAAAGGAUGGAAAGAAGCUUGAUGUAGCUGUCACAAGGAUAAAAUGGUGAACAGUCAUAAACUGAUGUCCUUCUUUCUUGGCAGUAAGUGUAAUUGAGUAUUUUGAAGCCUAAAUGUAAACACAGCAUAUUUUCUAUUCGAAUGUUUACGUAGAAGCCAGAUGUCUGAAUGAACGGGCAGAAGUUUAGAGUGAACACUACGAAAUACUGUCCUGUCAUCAAAACUUACUUGUGAAGUAUGACAUGACUUUAAUACUGCACAGAAUGUUUUAUGCCUUGUGUAUAUAUU
Messenger RNA from Stegostoma tigrinum, 2450 nucleotides. Its product is annotated as tumor necrosis factor ligand superfamily member 13B-like. NCBI's taxonomy places the organism in Eukaryota, Metazoa, Chordata, Chondrichthyes, Orectolobiformes, Stegostomatidae. The record is from RefSeq and is a predicted model, not a curated record. Bases 1 to 987 code for a protein of 328 amino acids. Gene Ontology annotation, biological process: immune response. The transcript is spliced from 2 exons. Gene Ontology annotation, cellular component: membrane. Gene Ontology annotation, molecular function: tumor necrosis factor receptor binding; receptor ligand activity.